This is a messenger RNA of Triplophysa dalaica, 3249 nucleotides long. It is a transcript of the gene creb3l3b, whose product is annotated as cAMP responsive element binding protein 3-like 3b. Gene Ontology annotation, biological process: regulation of transcription by RNA polymerase II. Gene Ontology annotation, cellular component: nucleus. NCBI's taxonomy places the organism in Eukaryota, Metazoa, Chordata, Actinopteri, Cypriniformes, Nemacheilidae. The transcript is spliced from 10 exons. Gene Ontology annotation, molecular function: DNA-binding transcription factor activity, RNA polymerase II-specific; RNA polymerase II cis-regulatory region sequence-specific DNA binding. The coding region runs from base 128 to 1360 and encodes 410 amino acids. The record is from RefSeq and is a predicted model, not a curated record.
CAUACACACGCAGUGCAUGAGAGAAUCAUCCAGAGGAGAAGCACGGCCCCGUAAACCCGGUUUUCUCGGUGGAUUUAAUAAUUUUUUUUGUUUGUUUGCAUUGCUGUAGGAAUCGAGUGCCUGGAUCAUGGCGCUUCUCUCAGACGGGUGUUACACGGGAAUGGAGCUGCUGGACUUUCUGCUCGAGCAGCCUCAUAGGAACGCUCAUAUGGAGAGAGAUGGUGACCAUGGCAACCCUGUGUGGUCAAUUGCAGAGCAACGCGCUCUUUCUCAUGGUGAGGGUGCUGUUGAUAACUUCCUGGACUCCCUGUUGCAUGUGUCAGACGGUGUGUCGAACCCUUGCUCGCCCCUGUGGGUUCCCUCCCCCUGCGACAGCGGAAUCAGUGACGACACACCGUCAGACCACCUGGACAGCCCCCCGCGGCCCGACCCUGUCAUCCUCCCUCACCAAGCAUAUCUUCAUCCUCCUCAUCAGCAGAAGGAGGAGCCCAGCGCACCCGCCGGCAACACAGAGCCGGAUUUCUCCAUUGAUCUAGGUGAUUGGGAGGCGUGUCUAUUCCCUGCCGGUCAGACAGACUCUCAGUGUAUCACAACAGCGCUGAGAAUUCAACCGAAUCAAGCUUACCAGCUCAGUGUAAAAGACCUGCUGCUAUCCAACAUCGGAGAAUCAUCCAAUGCUACGUCCCAGCAAUCACAGCAAGAGCUGAUUCUCAGCGAGGACGAGAAGAAACUUUUAGCCAAAGAAGGAGUCAGUCUUCCCAGCCAGAUGCCUCUCAACAAGUAUGAAGAAAAGAUUUUGAAGAAGAUACGGAGAAAGAUCCGGAACAAGCAGUCGGCGCAGGAAAGUCGUAAGAAAAAGAAGGAAUAUGUUGAUGGACUCGAGGACAGGAUGGUUGCCUGCACCACGCAAAAUCUGGAACUACAGAAAAAAGUCUUUCAGCUGGAAAAGACCAACGUGUCUCUGAUGGAGCAGUUACGUCGUGUGCAGGCUAUGGUGAUGAACAGUUCCUGUAAACCUGCUCAAACUGGCACCUGUAUCCUGGUGCUGGUCCUCUCUUUCUCUCUCAUCCUCAUACCAAACCUUCAUCCCGGUUUCCACAGGAGGGCCACGGAUCCUGGGGACAUCAGCGCUGCCAAAGUUCAGUCCAGGUCAUUGCGCUCCGUGAUGGAAGUCUACAGCAUGCAGCCCGGCUUCUCGGUCGGCGGGGAUGUUGUCGUGCCGUCAUCUCCGCACACUAAGCUCCUCAGACCUGAGUACGCUGAUAUGGAGCCCCUGCUUCACAAUCACAGCUACGGAGACCAUGAGCAUCAUCACAGCGACCCCAUCACCGGUCACGCCACCACACUGAGCUGGCUGUAACACCCUGGGAAAGAGAGGAAGUGAUGUCAUUGAUAAACUGUUAUUUGUGUGUUAUUCUACUUCAAUACGGUUUGGUGCGAAGUAUGCAUCGGUAACCGUGGUGUUAUGUCAGCACGAAAUUACCCAGCAUGCAAUUCCAGAAAGUUGCGGCAAAACCAUGUAGGCCUACUACAAAUAUUGGCAUGUGUUUUAAACAUUGCCUGAGGGGAGAAAUUAAUCAUGUAGAGUUGGCCCAACACUCAACAUCGCCAUACGAACAAAUGUUCCCGCCAAGUGUCGUGUGCCUCGACGUGCCAAGAUCAUUUUUCUGUGACGGCUUGAUAAACUGGGAUUGAUGCACGGACAGCACGUCUCAUUUUGUCGCGUUCACUCUACAUAUGAGAAAAACAUAGAUCGCCGAGUCUAAAUUUCUGCGCCCUUCAAUAAUGCAAAAGCCACUAUUCAAUUCUCAAUGUCAGCGAAGACAAUCUCAAAGCCAAUUUAGCACUUCUGAUUCUAAUUUAAUUUGCGAGCUGAACAACUCAAAUAUUAAACCGAGAGUUUGUGUUCGACUGGUUGGAAUCACUCGCUAAUAAUUCCCAGUGCAAAAGCCCCCCGAUGAAUUUCAAACAACACUCAUUGUUUUCACCGUUGGUUUACAGGCAUUCUGUUUAUUAAACUCUAAACCUGUUGGAUUCAUAACUAGGAAAUACGAUGGUUUGUUCAUGCAGGCUAUAACCCUGCUACACAUUGUUGGGUAAGUUACUCUGAAAAAGUAAUUAAUUACAUGUUACUAAUUUCCUAAUCAAUAGUGUCAUUAGAUUACUGUACUCCAUUACUCGCUCCAAAAAGUAUUUAGUUACUUAUUACUAAUUACUUUCUAUAUUCUACAUCAACCUUGAUUAGUUCAGUGAUUCAAGGAUAGACAUGAAACAGCUCUCUUAAUUCAUUCAAAUAAAUAAUAUAAACUACAUAAAGCACUCUUAUUUACUGACCCCAGUAUUACAAAUGUGAUAAUUAUAUAUUAAAGCAUUCACUUUGAAUUUUGAUGUUAAUUACACUAUUGCACACACAUAUUACACAAAGUAUUUAGUUUAAUUACAUCAAAAAUAACCAAUUAAAUUACAGAAAAUAUAAGAUAUAAGAAUAAGAGUAAUACCUUACUUUACUUUUUCAAGUGACAAGUAAUUAAAUUACAGUAACUAAUUACUUAGUAACUAGUUACACUCAACACUGCUGGUACGUUAAGUGCUUUCUCUUAUUCCCUCCGUACUUCACCUGUGAACCCGCAGCUGUUAGUUAGGUGACAAUUGGAAUAGGCCAAUGUGUGUAAUUGGACCAGUUGAGUAUCGCACAUCUUGAGAUUGUGAAAUCGACAGCGCAUCAGGGGCGGCGAAGGGCAAAAGCUGGUGUCCAUGUGUUCAAAUGCACCUUUCCGUUCAAUGAGAGCACAGGUGCAGAAUCUGCACGUGAGACUUUAGAGGUAAAAGAGGGGCAGCGAAGAAUAACAAUUGUUCUUAAUUAUAAUCAUUCUCGCUGUUUUUUCAGCUCACGAGGCCAGUCCUUUUUAUUUUCACACAUGAGUGUAGAGCUCCGGUACAACAUAAAAACUAUUUUCAUUCUUUUUGUCCAAGACAACCUUUCAAAAGAUGUCUACAAGAAUAGGCCUACUGUGUAUCGACUGUCCUAUACAUUUUUAUAUAAGGCUUUUUUAACUAUGUGUCCUCUUUUUGUUUCAAGCGGCACAGAUGAAGCAUUAUCUUUUUUCCCAGGAAAUGUUGAAUGAAUUUACAGUUGCCAAGCUUAUUCUUAGGUUUUUCACUCUUUAAAUUGAACUGUGUGUAUAUAAGAACAUGCUGUACUUGAAGGAUGAAUUAUGUUCAUAGAUGUAAAUAAAUGAUCUCAGCUUU